This is a messenger RNA of Drosophila ananassae, 2317 nucleotides long. RefSeq lists its product as uncharacterized. Gene Ontology annotation, molecular function: transmembrane transporter activity. Gene Ontology annotation, cellular component: membrane. The transcript has 9 exons. NCBI's taxonomy places the organism in Eukaryota, Metazoa, Arthropoda, Insecta, Diptera, Drosophilidae. Bases 344 to 2068 code for a protein of 574 amino acids. The record is from RefSeq and is a predicted model, not a curated record. Gene Ontology annotation, biological process: transmembrane transport.
UGCUCAUUUCGAGAACGAAACUCUAAUUGCGAGCCGGAUCGUGGAUCGUCGUCGUGAAUCGGGUUGUUUGGAUUUUAGAUGUCGUUGUGAUUGUUUUCUCGUCGCAAUCAAAUCGCUUGAAUAAUAUUCGAAUUAUACAUUAGUAGCCCAUAGAUCUGAUCGGAAGUGUGGACUUUUCUCCCAUCGUUGUUACGUGACAGGUGUUGCAAUGUCUCAAUAAAAAGGCCACCUCGCUCACAGCCUUCGAUCGCAAGAGACGACGCCGACCGACGACGGUCGCCCAAAAAGCCGGUUAGACAUUGAAUUGGAAUCAAGAAUUUGGCCAUAACCGAGCACUGCGAACAUGGUCGAGAAGGCCUCGAAUGCGUUUACGCUGGAAAAGCUCCGAAAUCUGCAAUGGCAAAAAGUAUUUCAUAUGUUUUACGUAGAACCGGUUGUCUUCAUGCUGCUCUUCUCGCACACACUUUCGGGUACUAUCCAGCGCAACCAAGUCAUCUAUCAAACGUGUACCGUGAUUUUCCACUACAACGAAUCGGAUUGCAAGCAGUUGGACUCGAAGAAUGCCAGUUCUGAAAUAAAUGCCAUUGAAACGGAGGUUCAGCCCUAUGUGGCUAAUCUCUUUCUGACCAGAACUCUGCUGGAGAGCAUCGUUCCGGCGUUCUGUGGACUUUUCAUCGGAUCCUGGUCGGAUCACUAUGGACGAAAGCCUCUCCUAACUGUGUCCAUGAUAGGAUUCUCAUUGUCGUUUCUGAUGAUGGCUGCCAUCUGUGAACUGUCCAGCUAUUAUGUCAUCAAUCCCUGGUGGUACAUCCUGGCGGCAGUCCCCCACUCUCUCCUCGGAGGCAACUGCGUCUUUUCGGUGGCCGCCUUCUGCUUCAUUUCGGAUAUUACGGAUUGCAAGUCCCGGCCAUACCGCAUGAUCUUUAUGGAGUCACUAUUCUUCAUAGGCCUGACCAGCGGAUCCUUGCUCUCCAGCUUCGUUUAUGCCGCGGCUGGGUCGGCUGCCACCAUAGGAUUAUCCGGAUGUAUAGUGACCUUUGCCACGAUCUUUAUCAUAUUCUUUGUUCCGGAGAGCCUGCACUUCCGACAGGCUCUGGAGGCCAAGAACGCAGCGCUGGCCAAUGGCGGCAAGGAUGGCAAGGAGAAGGAUGUGCCAAUAACUGCCUGCGAUCUGCAACUGGAUCGCGUGGCCAUCGACUGUCCGCCCAAUUUCAUGGGCGACGAACAGCCGCAGAAGCCCAGCCCCUUGGAGAAGAACCGUGCGGUGUCCUGUGAGCUUCCCACUCCGGCCACGCCGGCGAUGAGCUUCGACGAGGAUCUGCUGGCCAAGUAUGUGGAGCGGCUGCCCCAGAAGGCGGAGGAGAAGCAGCGCAAGCAGGCGGAGGAGCGGGUUGAAAAGGCCGGACUGUUCAGCACCGUUCACAUCAAGGACAUGAUCAGCACCUGUUUCAAGCCGCGAGAGCACAAUGCCAGGGCCAUCAUCUGGCUCGUCACGCUGGCCAUGUUCCUGUCCAUUUUUGUUUUCGAUGGCGUGAUGACCGUCAUGUAUUUGUUUGUUCGCGAAAAAUUCCAUUGGACCGUGCGGGACUACACUUUCUUCGAGACAGUCAGCCAUCUGGUGCCCAUGAUUGGAGCCCUAAUUGGGUUCCUCAUUCUCCGAAAGGUUUUCCGACUGUCGGUAGUAACUUUAGCCCUGUUGGCCUUCUUUUCGGAGAUUGUUAAGAAUCUUGCCAAGGGCUUCGCCACCAUGCCCUGGCAUAUGUACCUCUCCGUGGCCCUGGGCGUCUUCCGGUCCAUAUCCGGACCCAUGUGUCGCACAAUUGUUUCGAAUAUAGUACCGCCCUCGGAUCUGGGUAAAAUUUUUUCCAUCAAAAAUGUUUUGCAGUCGUUCGCACCUUUCGUCGCCGCCCCCCUGUACACCUUUAUAUAUAAACGGUCCCUUACCACCUACCCGGGUCUGUUCAACUUCGUCAGUUCGUUCCUGUACCUCUUGUCGUUCGUGUUCAUCGGGUGCGUCUUGCGCAUCAAGUACAGGCACAAGCAGCACUACGCCAAGGUUCUCAAGUGAGACGGAUUCGAAAAAGUGGCCAAAUUAACAUGUGAUCGCCUGGAGCUAAGCUUAAAUCGUUUACGAGCGGAGCGAAUUUAUAGAAAACGAGUCUUCCGGACUGCUACGGAUCACCAGUCAUUGGUUAUGAAUCGAUUGUCUUUGACUUGUUUAUUUAUACGUAUUUUAAAAGCCUAGUUCUUGUUAGCUGCCGUAAGAUAUUGUUAAGUUUGUAUAUUAAAAUAGAACUUAGUUCUUCACCAAAUGGAA